AUGUCGAAAAUUACGGUUGCCAACGUUCGCACUCAGGUCGCUGAGCUCCUCGAGUACUCCCUCGAGACCAAGAAGCGCAACUUCCUUGAGUCUGUCGAGCUCCAGAUCGGCCUCAAGAACUAUGACCCCCAGCGUGACAAGCGUUUCUCCGGCACCGUCCGCCUGCCCGUCGUCCCCCGUCCCAACAUGAGCAUCUGCAUUCUUGGUGACCAGCACGAUAUCGACCGUGCCAAGCACGGCGGUGUCGACGCCAUGUCCGCCGACGACUUGAAGAAGCUCAACAAGAACAAGAAGCUCAUCAAGAAGCUCGCUCGCAAGUACGACGCCUUCGUCGCUUCCGAGACCUUGAUCAAGCAGAUCCCCCGUCUUUUGGGUCCUGGUCUGUCCAAGGCCGGCAAGUUCCCCACCCCCGUCUCCCACGCCGACGAUCUCUCUGGCAAGAUCACCGAGGUCAAGUCCACCAUCAAGUUCCAGCUGAAGAAGGUUCUCUGCAUGGGUGUCGCCGUCGGCAACGUCGGCAUGACCCAGGAGCAGCUGAUUGCCAACAUCAUGUUGGCCAUCAACUACCUCGUCUCCCUGCUGAAGAAGGGCUGGCAGAACGUCGGUAGCCUUACCAUCAAGGCUACCAUGUCUCCCCCGAAGCGCCUCUACUAA
Messenger RNA from Colletotrichum navitas, 654 nucleotides. RefSeq names its product ribosomal protein L1p/L10e family protein. Gene Ontology annotation, molecular function: RNA binding; structural constituent of ribosome. Gene Ontology annotation, biological process: translation; maturation of LSU-rRNA. The transcript has 3 exons. The coding region runs from base 1 to 654 and encodes 217 amino acids. The record is from RefSeq and is a predicted model, not a curated record. Gene Ontology annotation, cellular component: cytosolic large ribosomal subunit. NCBI's taxonomy places the organism in Eukaryota, Fungi, Ascomycota, Sordariomycetes, Glomerellales, Glomerellaceae.